Messenger RNA from Ceutorhynchus assimilis (cabbage seed weevil), 3339 nucleotides. The record is from the annotation of a GenBank genome assembly. NCBI's taxonomy places the organism in Eukaryota, Metazoa, Arthropoda, Insecta, Coleoptera, Curculionidae.
GUACAACUGGGCCUAAUUAUCAGCGGUCGUUAUCCAUAAGAAUAAGAUAAUGAGCAGAAAAUGUCAAAAAAAAAAAAACAAUGAAAGUAUAGUUAACCCAGGGUUAGCAAACUCUGCAAGUGAUAAACCGGCCCUCAAGCGCCAGCUGAUUUUGACGUAAAAUUGUGGCGGGCAAUUUUAAAUUUGACAACGUCAACGAAGAACUAGCACAACAGAGACGUCAAGUUUUAUUUAUGUAAAAUUUAUAAAUGUUUGUUUUUUCUGUUUUAAGAUUAGAAUAGGUGUUAAUUUUUACCUGCAGGCAAGGGUGAAAUCCACAAUAAUGAAUAACGGUAAAAUUGCCGCUGCAGAAACCCAAGACAACAGCACCGUACCAGAACUAAUCGUAAAACUAUGCAAAUACUUAGCCCAAGACAGCGAAGACUUAGUUUCGGAAUUGACCAGUAGAGCCUUCAAAAUGUUGGCCCAAGUCAGCAACCUGGAAGUUUUAAUGCCCAGCGACGAACCAUACAUAGUGAAUAAACUCAGGCAACAUUUAAAAUACAAUCCUUCCAACUUGGAACAAUUUGAUUUGUUAUAUAGUUCAUUGGCGCAAUCUGACAUUAUCCAAAAUAGAGUGGCAUUGUUGAGUUUUUUCUAUAAUCUUACAGAGUCGUGCAGUUUGGGGCCUCUAAGCAAAAUACCUUCUCAAGAGUCUAUCAGUGUUAAGCAAAUAUUUCACAAAAGAUUAACCAGCUCAACAGCUACUGCAUCAAGUGUUUUAAGGGCCAGUUCACAAGCCACAACAAUUUCCUGGUCACACAAUGAUAUAACUCCUUCAUCAAAAUCUUCCAUUGCAAGUCAUUCUUCAAUAACCGAACACGAAUUAUUGGAGGAUGUUUUUUAUAGUUUGCAAGGCAUUGAUGGUAAAUUUUUGCGCAAAGAACCUGGGGGUUUGGGUUACACAUUGGAACCCAGAGCAUUGAAAUCAAUAUCAGCAGUACAACGUACCUUAGUAGACCGUAUAACGGGCAUGAGCUUUUUGCACAAUCAACUAAAACAAUAUUGCACUGAAAAUGAAAAGCAAAUCAAUGGGGCAAUUUGUCAAGCAUUUAUUGCCACUCUACAAAGCGAAUUAACAGAGUAUUACAAAACUAUUGGUAUAUUAAGAGCGAAUUCUUCAAAUAUGACAUUGAGACGAGUUUUGGUUGCCUUGCAAGAACCUAGAAUAAGAUUUGAGUGGUUAGCAUAUAUAGCAGAACAAUGUAAUAACAAAAAAGGAGGGGCCUUAAUAACUGCAGUGCAUGGGUUUUUGCAGCACGGUUCCAAAAGUGCCAUGGCCGUCUCAGAACAAAUGCUUAAAGCUGUUUGUAAGCCUUUAUACAGAAUGUUAGCACGAUGGUUGCUAGAUGGCGAAAUAAACGAUCCUUGUAAUGAGUUUUUAAUUGAAGUCAAACAUGGUAUCCCGGCUGCAAGGUUAUGGGACAGUAAAUAUGAAGUUAGAAAGGCAAUGGUGCCUUCGUUUAUUAGUAUGGAGCAAGCUAAAAUAAUACUAGCCGCUGGUAAAAGCAUUAAUUUUUUGACUCAUAUUUGUGAAGAUACAGGUGAAUUACCAGGACGAGAAAUAUUACAUAAACUAUUCAACAAUACCUCAACUGAAGCCUUAUUUAAGCCAGAACAAAGCAUAGAAUUCCAUUCUACUUUGGAAGGCAUCUACAAGGAAACUUCCUUUAGAGUUUUAGAUUUGCUGCGCAACAAAUUUAAACUUUAUGAACACUUGCAAUCAUUACGCAGAUAUUUAUUGUUAGGCCAAGGUGACUUUAUAAGACACUUAUUGGAACUUCUCACACCUGAACUAAACAAAUCAGCUAGCGAAAUCCAUUACCAUACAUUGUCGGCUAUUUUAGAAUCAGCAAUAAGCAACACUAAUGCCCAAUUUGAAGACGAAGACACUUUGAAACGGUUGAAUAUUAGUUUCAUGAAACAUUCAAUUGGUGAUAAAGGGUGGGACAUUUUUAGCUUGGUUUAUAUUGUUGAUGGCCCUAUUGGCACAAUUUUCCAAUCAACGUUGCCAAUUUACCAAAGUCUUUUUGGGGCUUUGUGGAAAGCUAAAAGAACCGAAUACGUGUUAGCCAACAUAAGAAGUCAGCAACUAUCAAUGAGAAAAGAGUUCAGAAAAAUCAGAGAAUUAAAAGCUGUAAUGCAUGGCAAUCAUAUACUGACAAGUAAAAUGAUACAUUUUUUGCAUCAGACUCAGUAUUAUUUUUUGUUUGAGGUGCUAGAGUGUUCUUGGGAUGAAAUGCUGCAUCGUGUGGAUAAGGCUGAAUGUCUAGACAACAUAAUAACAGCUCACUUGAGUUUUCUAGCCUCAGUGAAAAAAGGAGUUCUACUAGACGAAUCCUCACGCCAACUAUUCUCUUUUUUAAUCUCCGUUUACAAUUUCGUCAUAACCCUAGAAGCCCACCAACAAACUAUUUACAAAGCCGCAAGCCAAGAAAACCAAAGUUAUUUGGACUAUAGAGCCAAAGCCGAAAACACAAUGGCUUUCAAGCUGACAACAAAAGACGAAGAAGAAGCUAAAAUCCGUGUGGCUAAAUUUCGUCAGUUUUUAAAGUCAAUGAAGCUUGAGGUGAGCACAACAGCGCAAGCAUUUGAGGAUAUCGUUACCCAGUUUUUGAAACUUUUAGCUUCAAGUUCCAACAUCAAAUUGCAACUGCUUAGCGUUAGAUUGAAUUUUAAUAAUUUUUAUAAGCUGUUUUAGUGAAUUAAGUUGUAUUUAAAAUAGAAUCUCACUUUGUUUUUCAUAUUACGUAGAGUCCGCGUCUAGAGUAAAGAGUACGGUGACGUCAAAUGCGCACAAACCCAAUUUUGAAGACUAACCGAACUAUCGUAUUGUUCGGUGCUGCAAGCACAUGGUUCAUUGCCGUACGGCCAGCAGGCAUAUUUAUUUAGUUUAUUUUCUAUCCAAGUUUUGUCUAAAAAGAUACCCCGCUGCUGGUUUCAGCUCACGGCAGACAGCGAGAGAUAGACGAGGGAGAGAGAUCCGGCCCGCUUCGCGCAGCUUUCCGUGUCGUCACCGUACUCUUUACUGCUGACGCGGACUCUACUACUGUUAUAUAUAUUUAUGUGUGCCAGAAGGGAUAUUUUUCUAUUUUUGAUAAGAACAAGUUUGUUGAAAAUAAAAUUUUUUGGUUUUUUGAAGAGGAGUUGGGAGCCUUUUUCCAGAAAGAGAAAUUGAGAUGUUGAGCAAUGAUUGUUCACGCUUUCCAGUUUUUCUUGUAUUAAAAUGUUUGUUCAAUUAGCAGUCUUUAUUAAUUUUUUUAAUUCAUUAAUAAUUAUUGAUCCUAUGAUAAGUUUUCC